Molecule: messenger RNA, 5247 nt
Organism: Trichoderma citrinoviride
Lineage: Eukaryota; Fungi; Ascomycota; Sordariomycetes; Hypocreales; Hypocreaceae
Product: kinesin-domain-containing protein
Exons: 2
Coding region: 1-5247 (1748 amino acids)
Biological process (GO): microtubule-based movement
Molecular function (GO): microtubule binding; microtubule motor activity; ATP binding
Source: RefSeq, a predicted model, not a curated record
AUGGCGCCAGCUGGGGGAGGAAACAUCAAGGUGGUGGUGAGAGUGCGGCCGUUCAAUGGCAGAGAAAUUGACCGCGGAUCAAAAUGCAUCGUCGCAAUGGAAGGGAACCAGACCGUCAUCACCCCGCCGGACGGUCACUCGGUCAAGGGGACCAAGGAUACCGCCCCAAAGGCGUUCGCCUUCGAUCGGUCAUACUGGUCCUUCAACAAGGACGCUCCCAACUAUGCGGGCCAGCAUAACCUCUUCGAGGACUUGGGCGCGCCGCUCUUGGACAACGCCUUUGAAGGGUACAAUAACUGCAUUUUCGCCUACGGCCAGACGGGUUCCGGAAAGUCGUACUCCAUGAUGGGUUAUGGCAAGGAAAUUGGUAUCAUUCCCAUGAUUUGUCAGGAAAUGUUCCGGAGGAUAGAUAAGAUCCAGGGAGACGCAUCCAACAAAUGCACCGUCGAGGUAUCCUACCUGGAAAUUUACAACGAGCGAGUCCGCGAUCUGCUCAACCCUUCGACCAAGGGCAACUUGAAAGUUCGAGAGCACCCGUCCACCGGUCCCUACGUCGAAGACCUCGCCAAGCUCGUUGUCACCAGCUUCCAAGAGAUUGAGAACCUCAUGGACGAAGGAAACAAGGCCAGAACUGUUGCCGCAACCAACAUGAACGAGACGUCCAGUCGAAGUCAUGCCGUCUUCACGCUCAUGUUGACGCAGAAGAAAUACGAUGCCGCGACGAAAAUGGAGAUGGAAAAGGUUGCCAAGAUUAGUCUGGUCGAUUUGGCCGGUUCUGAGAGAGCCAACUCGACUGGCGCAACGGGCGCGCGAUUAAAGGAGGGUGCGGAAAUCAACAGAUCGCUUUCCACGCUCGGUCGUGUCAUUGCGGCGCUGGCUGACUUGUCCACGGGCAAGAAGAAGAAGGGUGCCUCUCAGGUGCCAUAUCGUGACAGUGUACUUACCUGGUUGCUGAAGGACUCUUUGGGAGGAAACAGUAUGACGGCCAUGAUUGCGGCCAUCAGUCCUGCCGACAUCAAUUACGACGAGACGAUAAGUACGCUCCGGUAUGCCGAUUCCGCGAAGCGAAUCAAGAACCAUGCCGUUGUCAACGAGGAUGCGAAUGCUCGUAUGAUCAGAGAACUCAAGGAAGAGCUCGACCUCUUGAGAAGCAAGCUUGGUGGUGGUGGUGGUGGUGGUGGAGGUGGUGGAGGUGCCGGUGGAGGUGCCGGCCUCCCGCCAGAUGAAGUCUACGACGAGAGUACCCCACUGGAGAAACAGAUUGUGAGCAUCACAGCGGCCGAUGGCACAGUCAAGAAGGUUUCAAAGGCAGAGAUUGCGGAGCAGCUGAGCCAAAGCGAGAAGCUCCUUACAGACCUGAACCAGACCUGGGAGGAGAAGCUGGCCAAGACGGAGGAGAUCCACAAGGAGCGCGAGGCGGCGCUGGAAGAACUCGGCAUCAGCAUCGAAAAAGGAUUUAUCGGUCUGCACACACCAAAGAAGAUGCCCCAUCUUGUCAACCUCUCAGACGACCCCCUUUUAGCAGAGUGUCUGGUCUAUAACCUCAAGCCCGGCACAACCACCGUAGGCAAUGUGGACACAAACGCAGAACACCAAGCCAACAUCCGCCUCAACGGCACCAGGAUAUUGCAUGACCACUGUACCUUUGAGAACGUCGACGGAGUCGUGACUGUCAUACCUCGUGAAGGCGCAUCGGUCAUGGUCAACGGCAAGCGAAUCACCGAGCCCAAACAGCUGCAUUCUGGGUACCGAGUCAUCCUCGGAGACUUUCACAUCUUCCGAUUCAAUCAUCCUAUGGAGGCUAGGGCGGAACGAGCCGAGGGCGAGGGCCAAAGGCAAAGCCUGCUACGGCAGUCCAUCACCGCAAGCCAGCUGCAAGCCCUCGGCCCGGUGCCACAGACUCCCCGGACUCCCGGACACGAAAGGUCUUUUAGCAAAGUUUCAAUCUCAGACAGCGGAGAGAUUUCUCGGCCUGAUUCACCGGCCUUCUUCGGGCGCAACGGCAAGGACUCUGACUGGUCACUCGCACGAAGAGAAGCUGCCGGCGCCAUUCUCGGGACUGACCAUAACUUCGCCAGCCUGACAGAUGAAGAGCUCAAUGCAUUAUUUGAGGAGGUGCAGAGGGCUAGAGCGGAGCGUGUGAAUGUGCGCGACGAUGGAGACGACUCCGAGUCAGCCACGUCGUACCCGAUUCGGGAGAAGUACAUGUCCACAGGAACCAUUGACAACUUUUCUCUCGACACGGCCCUGACGAUGCCCUCGACGCCCAGGCAGGGAGAUCAAGAUGAUCGAUUCAGGGAAGUACGAGAGGAAUUCCAGUCUCAGUUUGAGAGGCAGAAGAUGGAAUUUCUCGGCCAGCUCAGAGGCGCUGAGGCUUCUGACAUGGAGGUUGAUGAAAUCAGACGAGAAAAGGCCCGCAUGGAGACGGCCCUCAGGGAACUCAAGGAGGACAUGGAGAAGCAGCUUAGCCUUCAGCGCAAGCAGUUUGAGGAGAAAAUCGAGAAGAUGGACCCCCUGAAGCGCCCCAAGGCCAGCCCUAGACUGUCUGACGGGGAGAUUGACAUUGCAAAGAAGACGGUCAAGGCAUGGCGAAGCCGCCACUUUGUCAAAAUGGCGGAAACCGUGCUCCAGAAUGCACACAUCCUGAAGGAAGCGCAGAUCAUGAGCAACGAGCUUGACGAGAGCGUCGUCUUCCAAUUCACCACUGUGGAUCAGGGACACGUGCUGUGUUCCUCGUACGAUAUGGUCCUCAACGGCUUGACGAGCGAAGGAGACGAUGUGGCGCUGGAGGAGGCCUAUAAGCCUUGCAUCGGUGUCCGCGUCAUUGACUACAAGAACAGCGUCGUUCGCCUGUGGAGUCUGGAGAAGCUGUAUGAGCGAGUGCGCGUGAUGCGCCAGAUGCACCAGUACCUCGAUCAGCCAGAAUACGCCCAGCACCUGAGCCUGGACAACCCGUUUGUUGAACUCAACAUGCCCUCAUACACCCUCGUUGGCGAGGUCGACAUUCCCCUGAGGGCCGUGUUUGAAAGCCGAGUGCAGGACUUUGCGCUUGACGUCCUUUCCCCCUACACCUCUCACGAGGUAGGCAUGAUCAAGCUGUCGAUCGAACCAUCUCAAGCCCGAGCACCGACCAAUACGCUCAAAUUUAACGUCGUUAUGCACGAGAUGGUGGGCUUUGCCGAGCGAGAGGGCACAGACGUCCACGCCCAGCUGUUCAUCCCGGGCAUCUCGGAGGAAGACGGCAUCACGACGACGCAGAUGAUUCGAGACUUUGACGAAGGGCCGAUCCGCUUCGAGAGCGUUCAUAGCAUGAGCGUACCCUUGUUUGCGACGCCAGAGGUUACGCUGAGAGCGGCCAUCUUUGCCAAAGUCUCGACAAUGCACCUCGACAAGCUCCUUAGCUGGGACGACAUGAGGGAUGCCUGUCCCACGGCUGACGGUGCAAAGGGGGCUCGCAUCAACGAGUCGCAGUUCUAUACCCAGGAAAAGCACGACCUGCUUUCUCGAAUUCAGAUCAUGGAGCUCAACGAACACGGAGAGUACACGCCUGUCGAGGUGACGCAGAGCAGCGAGCUUGACAGUGGAACAUUCCAGCUGCAUCAAGGUUUGCAGCGGCGCAUAAGCAUUGAUAUUUCGCACAGCUCGGGAGACAUUCUGCCCUGGGGAGACGUCACCGCCGUCCGCGUUGGUAGGAUUCAGACCAUUGACUCGGCUGGCAAAUCCCCCGACAUGGUCACAGAUCGCGACAUCUCUCUCAAGCUUGCGGGAAACCCCGUCUUCCGAGAGAACCCCAACGGCACGCGCAACAUUGUGGUCCAAGCCCAAUGGGAUUCCAGCUUGCAUAACUCGCUUCUCCUCGACCGCGUCACGCCCGAAAAGUUCCGCGUCCAAAUGACCGUCACCUGGGAUAUUUCCUCUGAGAAGCUCGCGGAGCCCAUGAGGUUCUCGCAAAAAGUGAAUCUGCAGAUAAUGCCGCGCACCUUUGUCAGACAAAGCUCUGUGUUCUCGUCACUGUGGCAGAAUAUGCGGUUUGUGCGCUCUUCUACUGGAAUCUUCACCCUGACCAUGAAGCCUGCCCCGAUCAAGAGAGUGGGCGAUUUGUGGCGGAUGAGCAGUCAGCACGACUAUGUCAAGGGCGAGGAGAACCUCCACAGCUGGACACCCCGCGGCGUGUCUCUCGUCAGCGAUUUCCUCCACUCCAAGAAGAAGAGGCGGCGCAACGCUGAACUUGGGGCCAUAAGCAGCAUGCUUGCUCAAUAUGGCAUUGACGUUACGGCUCCUCGGAAGGAGCCGCAAGAGGCUGAGCCUGCGCCCGGGUUAUCGCCAGAUAUGGAGCCCAUCAUUCCCAAUGACGAUGACUUGCUCAACGAUACGCCCGUGACAUCCCAGGCCCCGUCUAUCCAUGAAGACGAGGCAGCGGACGAGGAGCCUGUGACCGGAGAGGAAGCCCCUAAGGCUGACCAGGAGGAAGCAGCGCCACAGGAAGACGGGGAGCAAGAAGCGCCGCAGGAAGACAAGCCACAGCCCAUUGCUCCGCGGUCCGAAUAUAACACGCGGCAAACCGACCUCUUGGAACAUUGCCUGAAGCUCUGGAAGAAAUACCCAGACCCGUUUGUGAAGCUCUUGAGCCCGGAAAACACGCUGCCCCCUGAGAAUGGAGUCACGACGGAGCCUGCUCCUCCCAGCCUUAUCACAACUAUUGUGCGCGUGCCCAAGAACCCCAAGGUGCAAAAGGGCGGAUAUCUGUUGGUGCCAAACAACGAAUCUACGCGAUGGGUCAAGAGGUUUGUGGAGCUGAGAAGGCCCUAUCUUCACAUCUACUCCGCCUCAGACGGCGACGAAAUCGGCCUGGUCAGCCUGCGCAACUCCCGCGUAGACAGCCAGCCCGGGGUCCUCGGCUUGCUACACGGACCGGACGACUACGACUCACCGCCGCGAAGCUCCAACUCGCCAGAAUUCACGCCCGGCCACCGACGCACGGGUUCGGGACGGGUGAUUUCGACGAUCUGGACCGCCGCCAGUGGCGGAGGCUCCUCGUCUGCCGGACCGGGACUGCAAAGACUCAGCGAGCGCAUGCAAGCGGCCGUGUUUGCGAUUUACGGGACGGACAACACGUGGCUGUUUGCCGCUCGCAGCGAGCGCGACAAGACGGACUGGAUCUUUAGGAUUGACCAGACGUUUGCUUCCAACGGCGAGAACACGCCUGUCAGCGGCAUCAUGAGCCCCGGCCGGAACAGCGACUGUUGA